This is a messenger RNA of Bactrocera tryoni, 2061 nucleotides long. RefSeq names its product venom carboxylesterase-6. The record is from RefSeq and is a predicted model, not a curated record. Lineage: Eukaryota; Metazoa; Arthropoda; Insecta; Diptera; Tephritidae. Bases 17 to 1861 code for a protein of 614 amino acids. The transcript has 8 exons.
UUCAGUACGCGCAGAAAUGUCCGAUACAAACGAUCGUCAAUUGGCAAAAGAGCUGCGAACGCGGCGACAGCAUCGCACAUGCGUCAACGGUUUAUUCGGCGUCGCAACUUUAACCGUCGCGUUAUUUCUAUUUACGCUCUGUCUUCGUUUCGACACGAGCGCGGCGCGCACGGCGGAUGUGUUGAAGGUGGAGCUGCCACAUGGCGGAGUCCUGGUCGGCCGCCAUCGCACCUCGCACAGUGGCCGACACAUGCGCGCCUUUAUGGGCGUGCCGUAUGCGCUGCCGCCAGUGGGCGAAUUGCGCUUUAAGCCACCUGUACCGUAUGGCGCAUGGGCUGGAGAGAAACAUGUCAUUAAGGAUUCACCAAUUUGUAUGCAGCGUGAUCCUUAUCGUCGUGAUAUGGAAAUCGAAGGUAGUGAGGAUUGUCUGUAUCUAAAUGUGUAUACGCCGGAGGAACACAAUCAGACGGGUCUCUUGCCUGUCAUGAUCUAUUUUCACGGUGGCGGUUUUCAAUGUGGUUCCGGCGUUAGCAGCUUUUAUGGACCGGAAUUUUUACUCGAUCGCGAUGUUAUUUUGGUGAUCGGCAACUAUCGUGUCGGCCCACUCGGUUUUCUGAGUACUGAAACGCUCGAUUGUCCCGGUAAUUUCGGUUUGAAAGAUCAAGUGGAGAUUUUACGUUGGGUACAGACAAAUAUCGCAGCCUUUGGUGGCGAUCCACAAAGUGUAACGAUAUUUGGUAAUAGCGCAGGUGGCGCCAGUGUUACAUACCAUAUGCUCUCGAACUCUUCUAAGGGUCUCUUCCACAAAGCCAUUAUACAAUCGGGCACUUACUACAACCCGUGGGCGCAACCACAGUACAAAGGUAUUUCAGCGAGGCGCACACGGCAAGCCGCACAAUUAGUGGGUUGUGAUGAUCAAGCAAAGUGGCCGGAACUAUUGAAGUGCUUGCGUGACGCAAGCGCCGAAAAAGUAGUUGCUACCGUCUACCAGUUGUUCGAAUGGGACUUUGAUCCCAUGGUGCCAUAUCAACCGGUUGUGGAGCCACCACAUGAGGGCGCUUUUCUCACUAUUUCACCACGCGAAGUUGAAAUACCGCACGGCUUCUCGCUACCUAUAAUGAUUGGCGCCACAUCCGAGGAAGGUCUACUUAAGACUGCUCCGCUGCUUAAUGUGCCUGGCGUUUUAGAUGACUACAAGCAAAAUUUCGAUUGGAUACUACCAAUUCAACUGCAAUACGAUCACCAUGCACCAGAAGUACGUAAAGAGAUGACGCGUAAAAUCGUAGAGUUCUACUUCAAAGAAGGACAUAACUAUGACAAAUACAAUCACCAAAAUAUAACUGAUCUCAUCUCAGAUGGCUGGUUCAUUGCGGGUAUCGAUGAGUACUUACGCCAGCGCGUGCUAGCCGAAAAAUCUAUGAAAAUGCCUCCCUUCUAUGUGUAUCUUUUCGAACAUCGCAGUCCAGCAAGUUUCUCUGAGCUCUUCAAAGGCGGCAGAGAGGAUUAUUAUGGUGCUUGUCACGCUGAAGAGCUACAAUACCUAUUCCCUGUAGCUCUAGAGUUAUUUGUCAGUGCGUCACCGACAAAAUCUGAUAGAGAUCUGCGCGAAGCCAUGCUCGAUAUGUGGGUUAAUUUCGCUAAAGAAGGCAAUCCAACUCCUGCUCACUCAAAACUCACACACUGGGACCCGACAACUGGCUAUCCGGUAAACUAUGCCCGCUUGGGUCACAAAACACCCGAGGAGUUCACCAUCCUACAAAUGGAACGUGACAUUUAUGCCGAUCGCGUGGAGUUCUGGCAUAAACUUAAAGCCCACAUUCCAGCCGAGGAGCGCAAGGAAAACCUAAGAGAUGAAUUGUGAAGUAAAAUUUCUACUAAGAAAUAAAUAAUAAUAAUUAAGUGUAAAUAUAGCAGCGAAAAGUCUUCGUAUAAGAUAAUUUCGAAAUGUGUAAAACCAAUAUUCAUUACUAUGUACAUAUUUUAAUGUAAAUGAGAUUAAUAACUUUUUUUAUAAUUUUGUAAAUCAACAGUAAAGUGUGUUAGUUUUUAUAGUGGUAUAUA